This is a messenger RNA of Trypanosoma cruzi, 714 nucleotides long. RefSeq lists its product as uncharacterized. The transcript has a single exon. The record is from RefSeq and is a predicted model, not a curated record. The coding region runs from base 1 to 714 and encodes 237 amino acids. NCBI's taxonomy places the organism in Eukaryota, Euglenozoa, Kinetoplastea, Trypanosomatida, Trypanosomatidae.
AUGGGGGGGUGCAAAAAGCAGAUGCUCAUGAACAGAGGAGCCCGCGGGGGACGACCGCUACUGCUGCUACCGCUUGUCAUGUACGUUUUUGUUGGAGUUGUGGUUCCGAUGGUGGCGGAGGGCUUUCGCUUCACCGCGCGUCCGGGACGCAAGUGCUUCACGGAGGAGUUACCGGAGGCAGGCCGCUAUGAGCUCCACUACAAAAUGUCCCGCAGCCUGACGCCCUUUGUGUCCGUUGGCGUCUCGGCCCCCGACGGACGUGUUGUCGUGGAACACGAAAUGGCGCAGGCCGACGCAAAGGAGAUUGUCACGGUAGACAACCGAGGAGAGAUUGCCAUUUGCUUCACCGUGGCGGAAAAGGCGCGGCAUAGCGCCACCUCCUUCAACGUGACGCUUGAAUUGAUGGACGCGGAAGAUGCCGAGUUGACGCGGCAGAAGCGACAGGUUUACAGCACGUCCAGCGCCAUCGCGGUCGGGGUUGGUAAGGCAAGUGGAGCGAUACAGCAGAUGGAUUACAUCUUCCAUACCACCAUGCGGAUACGUCUCGCAUUUGUAAGUCUUACGAGGAUGGAGGACGAUGUACGGUACUUCUUUAAAGAGAUGAAAGCCGUCUCCUGGAAUUAUGUUUACAUCUUUGUCGCCGUAGCAACAUUAAUUUUUUUUAUUACAUAUUUCCGCCUACGGCAGUACUUUCAGGUACGUAAGUACAUUUAA